AUGAACAACAACAAUCAGUUCUCACGGUUCAAUCUCUUCUUUCGUCUUACCUUCAUCAUUCUCCUUCAUCCUUUAUUUCUGCCAGUGCCGUUACUUCAGGGCGACUUCCGGUGUACUCCUUUGGGUUCUUGCAGACUGCAGCUGCAAGAAUUCAAAGGUACUACCCUACAGUCGCCCUUCAAACAUAGUUUCUCAAGGAUUUUGGAGACUUUGGAUGGCGCAGUGACAGCCACUCCUCCCUUUGAGCGCCCUCCUGGCAGUUCCCUAACUUUGUUCUAUUUAGGAUUAUACUUACGAAUUUCGGGACUUUGGAUGGCAGUUAGAGCCACUCCUCUUUUUGAGCGCCCUCCAGUUCCCAACGAUUAUACUUACGAAUUUCGGGACUUUGGAUGGCAGUUAGAGCCACUCCUCCCUUUGAGCGCCCUCCAGUUCCCAACGAUUAUACUUACGAAUUUCGGGACUUUGGAUGGCAGACUUUGGAUGGCGCAGUUAGAGCCACUCCUCCCUUUGAGCGCCUUCCAGUUCCUUAAACUAUUCUGCUUAUUGGAACUGGGGGUUGCGCAGUGCAUGCCACUUCGCAGUGCAUGCCACUUGUUAGUGGCUCCUGCUUAUUGGGACUGGGGCUCAGCGCAGUGCAUGCCACUUGUCAGUGGCUCCUGCUUCUUGGAAUUGGCGGUAUCGCAGUGCAUGCCACUUGUUAGUGGCUCCUGCUUAUUGGGACUGGGGCUCAGCGCAGUGCAUGCCACUUGUCAGUGGCUCCUGCUUCUUGGAAUUGGCGGUAUCGCAGUGCAUGCCACUUCCUGCUCCAACUUUUUAAUGGUGACUGCUGAACCUGCCGGUACUUUUGUGUGGCAAGUGCUCUCUAGUUAA
This is a messenger RNA of Suillus plorans, 870 nucleotides long. RefSeq lists its product as uncharacterized. The record is from RefSeq and is a predicted model, not a curated record. Bases 1 to 870 code for a protein of 289 amino acids. Lineage: Eukaryota; Fungi; Basidiomycota; Agaricomycetes; Boletales; Suillaceae. The transcript is spliced from 11 exons.